GGAGGUUUAGGUCGUGUGGCUUCCAGCGCGGGUGAGGGGUAUCACGGGCUGAAAGCGUCGCCUGCUGGGGUCCCGGGGCUCGCAGAAAGGACGUGGGUUUGGGAGUGAGGUGCCUGCCGCGCUGGCUCGGGGCGGGCGGCACACCCUUCUUCCGGGGGUUGGCUCUCGCGCCCCAGGAACGCCCUUUCUUGCUGCCCUCUAGCUAGCCUGGAACUUGGUACCCCUGCUUUCUUGGAUGGGCAUCUGUUUUUAGAUUUGUCCCCUAUCCACUAAAACCCCAAGUCCUUCACCAUGGACUUCCAGCAUCGACCAGGAGGCAAAACUGGCAGCGGAGGUGUGGCCUCCUCCUCUGAGAGUAACAGGGACCGGCGGGAGCGCCUGCGACAGCUGGCUCUAGAGACCAUUGACAUCAAUAAGGACCCAUAUUUUAUGAAAAACCAUCUGGGAUCAUAUGAAUGCAAACUCUGUCUGACACUUCACAACAACGAGGGGAGCUACCUUGCACACACUCAGGGGAAGAAGCAUCAGACCAAUUUGGCCCGGCGAGCUGCCAAGGAGGCCAAGGAGGCCCCUGCCCAGCCAGCACCAGAGAAGGUCAAGGUGGAGGUGAAGAAAUUUGUGAAGAUUGGCCGUCCAGGCUACAAAGUAACCAAGCAAAGAGACACGGAGAUGGGCCAGCAGAGCCUCCUGUUCCAGAUUGACUACCCUGAGAUCGCUGAGGGCAUCAUGCCCCGUCACCGCUUCAUGUCUGCCUACGAGCAGAGGAUUGAGCCCCCAGACCGGCGCUGGCAAUACCUGCUGAUGGCUGCCGAACCCUAUGAGACCAUUGCCUUCAAGGUACCAAGCAGGGAGAUUGACAAGGCUGAAGGCAAGUUCUGGACCCACUGGAACAAGGAGACCAAACAGUUUUUCCUCCAGUUCCAUUUCAAGAUGGAGAAGCCUCCAGCACCACCUAGCCUCCCAGCUGGACCUCCAGGGGUGAAGCGGCCCCCUCCCCCACUGAUGAAUGGCUUGCCUCCUCGUCCACCACUGCCUGAGGCUUUGCCUCCACCUCCCCCAGGAGGCCUGCCCUUGCCUCCCAUGCCCCCCACUGGGCCUGCACCCUCAGGACCCCCUGGACCUCCCCAGCUGCCCCCACCAGCUCCCGGGGUCCACCCCCCUGCCCCGGUGGUCCACCCUCCUACACCUGUGGUCCAUCCCCCCACUCCAGGGGUCCAUCCUUCAGCCCCUGGGGUCCACCCCCCAGCCCCAGUGGUCCACCCCCCCACAUCUGGGGUCCAUCCCCCUGCUCCAGGGGUCCACCCUCCAGCCCCAGGGGUCCAUCCACCCCCAUCGGCUGGGGUUCACCCCCAGGCUCCUGUGGUGCACCCACCUGCUCCUGCAGUUCACGCCCAGGCUCCUGGAGUGCACCCACCAGCCCCUGGAAUACACCCACAGGCACCAGGUGUGCACCCCCAGCCUCCUGGAGUUCAUCCUGCUGCUCCUGGGGUACACCCUCAGCCUCCUGGAGUUCACCCCUCAAAUCCUGGGGUACAUCCCCCAACUCCUAUGCCCCCCAUGCUAAGGCCCCCCCUCCCCUCCGAAGGCCCUGGGAACAUUCCACCCCCUCCCCCAACCAACUGAAAAGGUGCUUCCCCAUAAGUCUGGUUUUCUGUAUUUUCCCACAGAGGUGAUACAGCUUUUGUAUUUUGUACUGUCCCCAGAGCCCAGUAAACAGCCUCUCUUC
Castor canadensis (American beaver) is the source of this 1726-nucleotide messenger RNA. The record is from RefSeq and is a predicted model, not a curated record. NCBI's taxonomy places the organism in Eukaryota, Metazoa, Chordata, Mammalia, Rodentia, Castoridae.